GAACGACGUGCCGAAGGUAGCAGCAGCCCUGCGCAGUCGGCCAUGGCGACUGCAGCCAUGCAGCCAACAUCGCGGCCGUGGUCCUCGCCAGCAGCCUCAGGCAUCUUCGACCCAGAGAGCCUUGUGCCGGCAGCGGGGAGUGGCGUCUUACCCCUAACGCCCUACUUCUUUGGACUCAGCACCACAGUGUCGUCGUUUUCAGCGUCGGUGCCUACCUCGUUUGACGCUCUCACCUCUGUCGCUCGGCCGAGCGCGCCGCCAGCAGCGUCUCCGGGCAACGAGGUCGACGACUUCUACCAAUCCUUUGUAGCGAGCAGUCUGUCCGCUGCUGUCGUCAAAAAUGCCCUCUCUCUUCCGCCUGUUCCUCUUUCCUCUGCUCCUCUACUUCCUCUGGAAAAGGCGACAGGCAAGCCCUCAACCUUGUCGCAAUCAUCGUCGCUUGAUGGCACGGCGCCUUCGACAUCAUCGCAGCACCAGGCGAGCAGUCGGGCGUCGAGCGGCUUCGAGUCGUCGUCGUGCGAUGGCACGCGCAGAUUGUCGAUGUCGUCGGGCGCCAACGCUGGUGACUUGGGCCUUGACGCCGUUGCGCCGCCUGCUGCGUUCCCUGGCCCCUUGACGUCGGGAGAGACGGCUCAGCAGCGCAUAGACCACGGACAGAACCUGAACGUUUUUUGGCGGCGUCUUUGUGUUGUGACCAGUAGCGAUCCUCAGUGGGAGGAGGGAAAACCCGAGGCUCGGCCUGUAAGCGAUGCGCGAGAACAAAGUAUGAUGGCAAGGUGGGGUGAUGCGAGAGCAAGCGCAGGCAACGGGAAAGGUGUCGGUCUCGCAGGCUUCACUCAAGCCGACCUCCUGGCGGCCCUCUCCGACUUCUCCACCUUCUUCGCCUUCAUCUCGUACAAGCUCGGCACCAAUCUGAGCCAGCCCUUCUCCUCCAUCUUGGGCCAGACGUUAGCGGGCAAGACAUUCGUCGAGGACGCCUUCCUCGCUAUUGAGGAGCGCAUGGCGAAGAAAGCAGCAAAGGGCGGGGAUGGCGGUGAAGGGGGAGGAACGAACCUAGCGGCAAUCUGUUGCCCGAGGGAGGAGUGCAGAUGCAAGCUGGUCGCAAAGGGGAUGGCUAUGUGGGAGCUUGCAGAGAGUGGUCCGCUCUCGCAGCCUGACGUUGGGUUGCCUCAAUGGUCCGGCUUGCCACCCACUCCUCUGCCCCCGCCUGCUCCGGCGAGCCAUAUCCGCGCGCUGAAGGAGAGGAGGGACGUGGUCAGGAGAACUCUUCCCGGAGCGCCGCCUAGUAUUGAGUGCCUGACGCCUAUCCGACCCUUCUGGAGCGUGACGCCGAGCGGCGGAUGCCCACAAGUAGCGGCGGAGGCGAUGCAGCGGGGAGCGCUGGCGAGGAUGAGACCACAGAAACUGUUGCGAGCGGGGCGACGACGCCUGCGGCUGCUGCCGCGAGUAGAAGGGUCGUUCCCCCAUCCGCCGCUCAACAUUCCUCGGCGGCGGCGGUGGUCACAAGAGCGGCAGCAAGGGCAGCAACUCCAAGCGACCGAAGCCGCUUCCCCAGAACGGCGCUCCUCCCCGCCUGGAGAAAAGGGCACAGCGCCCUUUGGCCGUGGCGGGGCUGGCUCCGGUCUUCCCGUCAGCCGCGGCAACGGCACAAGCCCGCAGCGCGACACAGCCUCCUCAACCUCCCCUUCCACACCGAGCGGCAGCGAUCCAACCUCCGCUCCCGCCGCUUCGACUGGUCCUGCCUUGACAGUCAAGUACCUGCUCUGUGCCAACUGCGAUCUAGGGCCGCUGGGUUAUAUCAUUGUGCGUGAGUCGCUCAAGGCGGGCAAGAUGGGCUUGCAGGUUGGGGAAGGAAUCAAUAGCGCUAAUAGCGCUGGAAGUAUCGAGAAGUCUGGGGAGAUCUCAAUCUUCUUGCUGGCGGCAGAGAAGGUCAGGUAUCGUUAUGUCAAGUAG
Jaminaea rosea is the source of this 1953-nucleotide messenger RNA. RefSeq lists its product as hypothetical. Lineage: Eukaryota; Fungi; Basidiomycota; Exobasidiomycetes; Microstromatales. The annotation marks the transcript as partial. The transcript has 3 exons. The record is from RefSeq and is a predicted model, not a curated record.